AGUUAGCAACCGUAAAUUGACUUAAAAACAGCUUUUUGAGGUUAAGGAAACCUGUUGCUGCACGAACUCGCUUCCCGUUCUAUAGCCAGUUGUAAACAAUAACCAACCCCUAAUUGCCACCCACCUGUUAACGGUUAGACGUGCCGUGGCGCACAGCGAGGCAGCAACCACCGGUGGCACAGUUAACGGCCAUUGUUUGGGUACGCGCGUCCUAGCAACGGUUGCAAGGCUGUCAACCGAAGUGUAACCACAACAGAGAAAACUGUCAAACAGAACAAAGAAAAAUUUCACAAAGUGCAAAUACGGAAAAUUUAGUAAAACUAAAAAUAAUUUCUAAAAUUAAAAUCUGCGAGAAUGCAAUUAAAGUAUUUGAAGACUCUCCUCGAGGGUCAGGAACAAUUGAAUCGCAUUGCUGGUCUCGCUUGGUCACCGAAUCAUCAGAAAUUGGCCAUCGCCACUGCUGACCGGCACAUCCUGCUCUUCGAUGAUGCUGGCGAACGACGUGAUAAGUUCUCAACGAAACCAUCGAACCCAGCGAAUGGCAAGAACUCUUAUGUUAUACGCGGUCUCGCUUUUAGUCCGGACUCUACUAAAUUGGCUGUGGGUCAGAGUGACAACAUCGUCUAUGUGUACAAGUUGGGCGACUCUUGGAAUGAUAAAAAAGUUAUCUGUAAUAAAUUUCCACAAGCGAAUGCAGUUACUGCUUUGAUUUGGCUGUCCACCGGGUCUAUCAUUGCCGGUCUCGAUGAUGGCAAAGUGCGCGCACUACAUUGCAAAAGUAAUAAAUCUCAGAGUUUAUAUGCCGCUGAAAGUAUCUGCAUAUCUUUAGCGUCUAAUACCAAAGGCACCGGCUUUCUCUCGGGACACAAUGAUGGCACAAUAAUACGUUACUUUGUCACCGAUGACGCCAAUGAGACCUCCGGACGUUUAGUACAACAUCCAGUGCCGCCGUUUGCUUUGGCUUGGCCGCAAGGGGGCUUCUGUGCUGGUGGCUGUGAUCAAAAAAUUGUAUUCUACGACACUGUGGGUCGUCCUGUCCGUACUUUCGAUUACUCACGCAACGAUCGUGAGAUCACUGUAGCUGCCGCAAGUCCCAACGGCCAGGCUGUAGCAUUUGGUAGUUACGAUAAGAUACGCAUAUUCGCCUGGAGUCCACGUUUAGCUGAUUGGAAUGAGAGCGCCAUUAAGGAGAUCAACCAUUUCUAUACAGUCACGUGUGUGCAGUGGCGUCGCGAUGGCGCACGCUUGGCGAUCGCUUCUGUGACCGGCGCUGUCAUACUCUUUGAGUCCGUAUUGAAACGUACAAUUUGGCAAGACAAAUUCGAGUUGAUAUUCGUCGCACCCAGCCAACUGUUGGUGAAGUCACUGCAGGAGCCAGCCGAACAGAUGACUAUUGAAUCUCAACUCGGUCUCGAAAUUGAUGAUGUACGCAUAAUGGGCAAGGACAAUUAUUUGGUGGCACGCACCGAAGACUCUAUGAUCCUCUGUGAUUUGACGCGGAAUUUAGUUAGUGAAGUGCCGUGGACAACGUCGGGCCGACACGAACGUUUCUAUUUCGAAAAUCCAAAUGUUUGCCUGAUUUUCAAUGUGGGCGAACUGAGUCUCGUUGAGUAUGGUGAAAGCGCAAUCUUGGGCUCCGUGCGUACAGAGUUUGUCAAUCCACAUGUUAUCUCCGUGCGUCUAAAUGAGCGUGGCAAUACGAAAAACAACAAGAAACUCGCGUUUUUGCUCGACGCUAAGACCAUUUGCAUUGUGGAUCUUAUAAACCAAGUUAUUAUUGGUCAGGUCAGCCAUGAGACUAAAAUCGACUGGAUCGAGUUGAGCGAGACGGCACAUAAGCUUUUGUUUCGUGAUAAGAAACUCAGACUAGUGCUGAUCGACAUAUAUACGGCCAAAAAACAAACCCUACUCUCGAAUAUCUCAUUCGUGCAGUGGGUACCACAAAGCGAUGUCGUCGUAGCUCAAAACAAUAACAAUUUGGCGGUAUGGUAUAAUAUCGAUCUACCCGAACAUGUCACGCUCUUGGCUAUACGUGGCGAUGUGAUUGAAGUAGUGCGUGAUUCGGGUCGCACUGUAGUUCGUUCACAGGAGGGACCAGCAGAACACACCUAUCAAUUGGAUGAAGGUUUGGUUGAGUUCGGCACCGCUGUUAACGAUAGUGAUUUCGGACGCGCAAUACACUUUUUAGAAACACUCGGUGACAAGCCAGCCGCUAAGGCGAUGUGGCACAAUCUGGCCGUCAUAGCCAUUGAAGAUGGUAAUCUCCGUGUGGCUCAGCGUUGCUACGCCGCACUGGGUAAUGUAUCCAAAGCUUACUAUUUAAAUGAAAUGAUUGAAGAAGCAGACAAGUUUGAAGAGUCCACUGGCACACCGGGCAUUAUGUGUCCGGAGGUGCGCGCCAAGCUUGCACUGUUGAAUUCUGAUCUGCGUACGGCGGAGCGUAUUUACUUGGAGCAGGGAGACAUCGAAGCUGCUUUGGAAAUGUAUAAGAAACUGCGCAUGUGGGAUGAAGCGGUCAAUUUGGCGGAGCGCCGUGGCUAUGGUGGUCUACAACAAUUGAAGGAAGAACAAAUGGAGUUUCUCAUGUCUACCGGACAGGAAGAAAAGGCCGGACAGGUAUUAGAAGAACAAGAUGAGCCUGAAAAGGCACUAAAUCUCUUCUUAAAAGCCAAUAAACCAGCGCGGGCUGCACGUUUGGCCAUGAAGACGCCUCAUAUCAUGGAUGAUCAACAACUAAUGUUGAAAAUUACAGAAGGAUUAAUAAAUUGUGAACUCUAUGAGAUGGCCGGCGACAUUGCACUUAAGCUUUCACGUCCUGAGGCUGCAAUGGGUUUGUAUCGCAAAGGUGGCGCCUACGCACGAGCACUCGAUUUGGCGCGUGAAGUGGCACCCGACAAUGUGACGAGCUUGGAAGAGGAAUGGGGCGAUUGGUUGGUAGCUCGUAAACAGCUGGACGCCUCUAUCAACCACUACAUUGAGUCCGGCGCUACGCAGAAGGCGCUCGAGGCAGCAGUCGGUGCGAAACAAUGGCGGAAAGCGGUUCAAAUAGCCAAAGUGCUCGAUGAACCUGAAGAAAUUCAACGUUACGCAUUGGAUCUCUCAAAGCAUUUGGCAUUUUCUGGUGAUGUAGAUGGCGCUGAAGACUUACUCGUACGCGCUAAUAUGUUUAAGGAAGCUAUCGAGCUGCUCAAUCGCCAUGGUAAGUGGGAGCGAGCUUAUGCGAUUAGCGAGAAACAUCUACAGGCCGAAGAAAUGCAUGAUUUAUUCGUAAACUUGGCAGCAACACUGGAAGAACAAGGCAAGUACCGUGAUGCAGAGAAAGUUCUUUUAGCUGUAUCCGAGCCCGAUUUAGCAAUCGCCAUGUAUAAACGUCGUGAACUUUAUGAUUCCAUGAUACGUCUUGUCGAACGAUUCCAUAAGGAUCUACUCGAUACAACGCACCUACAUCUGGCUAGACAGCUGGAGUCCAAAGGCAAGUUCAAAAUCGCCGAAGUGCACUUCAUUGCCUCAGGGGAUUGGAAGUCCGCAGUGCAUAUGUAUUGCUCAUCGGGUCGUUGGGAAGACGGUUAUCGUGUGGCUAAACAGAAAGGUACGGAGGGUGCAAGUAACCAGGUUGCAUAUAUGUGGGCGAAGUCAAUGCCGAUUGAAAGCGCUGUGCGCUUACUCACUAAACUCGGGCUGCUGGACACAGCAGUUGGUUUCGCUUGUGAUUCUGGACAAUUCGAUUUCGCUAUGGAUCUUUGCCGUUUGGCGGGCAAAUCGACAGAUGAAGUGCACAUGAAGAUCGCUAUGUCGCUGGAAGAUGAGGGGAAGUUCGAAGAAGCUGAGGUGGAGUUUAUCAAAGCCAAUAAGCCAAAAGAGGCCAUACUCAUGUACACACAUGCGGGCGAUUGGAAGGCGGCUUUGAAUGUAGCAGAGCAACAUCUACCGGAGGCCGUCAAUGACAUACUAAUUGGUCAGGCUUCGGCCGCUUUAGACACGCGCAACUACCCCGACUAUGAGGCGCUGCUGUUGCGUGCUCAACGUCCGGAUUUGAUAAUUGAGCAUUACAAGAAUGAAGGCAUGUUUGAUGAGGCACUACGCAUAGCCGAGGAACACUAUCCGUCGGCAAUGAAUGAUUUGCGCCGUCUGCAGGCGCAGGAACAGCGCCGUAAUAAUGAGCGGAAUGACGAUUCACGUGCUUAUCUGCAAAAGGCAGCUGAAUUUGCAAAGCGCGAAGAGUUUCGCAAAGCCGCUGAGUGUCUUAUGCAAAUUGAUUCAUCAAAUACGGACGAUGCGGCGGCAGUAGAGCGUGCGCUCAUAAGAGCCGCGGAAAUAUGUAACCAAUUCUUGGAGGGUAAAGAUGCUAUUGAGGUGGCCACUCAGUUAGGACCACGUCUAUUGCAAAUCAAACAAAUUGGACCAGCUGCUCAGCUAUAUCUGGCCGCAGAUAUGCCCAAAGAUGCCGUGGAGGUUUUCAUACGAGCCGAACAAUGGUCGAAGGCACGACGUCUAGCCAAGGAGUUAGAUCCCGAACUCAUGACUUACGUGGAGCAGCAACAAAAGUCCCGACUCAAGACCGAAGGCAAUGUGGAGCAAUUGGCUGACAUCGACAUUAUGAGCGCUUUGGAUAUGCUCGCUGAGCAAGGUCAGUGGAUGCGCUGCUUGGACAAGGCUAAACAAAUAAAUGCUGCAGUUUUGCAAAAAUACGUCGCUCUUUAUGCAGCGCAACUAAUACGUGAAGGUGACUGUGUAACGGCAUUGAGUCUCUAUCUAACUUAUGGCGCUCCGCCUUUAGAGGCUAAUUUCAAUAUAUACACACGCAUCGCAAUGGAUUGUUUUGCCUUACGCGAGGAGCAGGCUAAAGAUGAUCAGUGGAGAAGCUUACGUGAUUUCCUCUAUAAACUAUUGAAGUCACUACAAUCUUCGGAGCAUGCGAAGACUCAAAUUGCGCAGAAUGUGGAGAAAUUUCUUUUAAUUAGUCAUUUCUAUGCUGUGCGUGCCGCCUGUAGGCCGGUUCAGUCUUUACAACCGAUUGCGGCACGCAUCUCCAUAGCUCUGUUGCGCUACACGGAUGUCAUACCGGUAGACAAGGGUUUUUAUGAGGCCGGCAUCGAUUUGCGUAAUGCUGGUCGUGAAGCUGAGGCUUUUGUUAUGCUUAAUCAUUACUUGGAUGUGUGUGAAGCUAUUGAGGAAGGUUCUGGUCAUCUAGUAGAUCAUUCAGAUUUGGCGGCCACAGAUUUUCCCAGCUCGGUACCUUUGCCGGAGGACUUACAUUUAAAGAACGAUCCUAAUUUGCAUGAAGAGGUGCGUGAAUGGGUGUUGGCCAUCAGUAUGGAUCAGCAAGUGGAUCAGUUACUACCUACCGACGACCGCGGCUUGUAUGAGUCAGCAUUGGCACCGGACGAACAAACUUGCAUAUUGAGUGCAUAUCCAGUACGUGGACGACAGCCAGUCACUUUUCAAUCGUCUAAUCGACAAGCCAAUCGUGAUGUUUGGAGUAAAUUUACAGUGGCUCUAAAAAUGUCGCCUGGCAGCAAGGUGGCAGAUAUAAUUGCGUUCGUCGAGAAGUGGAAUGGUCAAGCUAACAGUUCAAUGCAUUAAUUUAAUUAAAUGAAACCAAAGGAUUGUAAUUUGAUAACAUCUUGAGUGACAGUCACUAUUAGGGAUAAGAAUAAAAUUAUAUUUAUUGUCCCAUUGAUUCGCUUUAUCUGCAAAUAAAGAGUACAUACAUUGUU
Ceratitis capitata (Mediterranean fruit fly) is the source of this 5717-nucleotide messenger RNA. RefSeq names its product intraflagellar transport protein 172 homolog (gene Oseg2). The transcript is spliced from 12 exons. Lineage: Eukaryota; Metazoa; Arthropoda; Insecta; Diptera; Tephritidae. Gene Ontology annotation, biological process: intraciliary transport. Gene Ontology annotation, molecular function: protein binding. The coding region runs from base 355 to 5583 and encodes 1742 amino acids. The record is from RefSeq and is a predicted model, not a curated record. Gene Ontology annotation, cellular component: axoneme; ciliary basal body.